Suillus plorans is the source of this 1336-nucleotide messenger RNA. RefSeq names its product Aldo keto reductase. The transcript has 8 exons. The record is from RefSeq and is a predicted model, not a curated record. NCBI's taxonomy places the organism in Eukaryota, Fungi, Basidiomycota, Agaricomycetes, Boletales, Suillaceae. The coding region runs from base 211 to 1245 and encodes 344 amino acids.
GAAAUGAAUACUAAUUUCGUUUUUUUUUUCACUUUCUCCAUCAUGUCAAAUCAUAAAACCGGGUCUGUCAAACAUGUCCUAAAUCUAACAGGUGAUUUCUGCAUAUCCCUUGGCGCCGGGUGGUCCGUUUGGAUUGGAACGGAGUUUGAUAAUGAAACAUUAUAAUGCCACAUUUGACUGCCUUCAAGGUCUCCUAUCCCGCUCCCAACUAUGCUUAGAACAACACCGCAACCCAAAGAGACAUUUCCUCUCGGUCCUUUUACUGUUCCUCGAGUAUGGGUAGGUCUUUGGCAGUUGUCAAGUAAUGCUUGGGGAAGCGCUUCGGCAGCGAAGAUUCGUCAAGCAAUGGCUAGGCACAUCGAAAGAGGUUAUAAUGCUUUCGAUCUCACAGCCGAUCAUUAUGGAAGCGCGGAAAUACUCUACGGGCAAUUCAAAGAAUCACUACCCAGCCCGGCAGAAGUUGUCGGGGCCACAAAAUGGUGUGUAUUCCGACAAACAGACUUGUCGCGUGCUGUGGUGGAGAACGCGGUUCGGGAGCGUAUGACACGCAUGCGCACCACCACUGUGGACUUGUUGCAAUUUCACUGGCAAGACUACUCCGAUAAAGGAUAUCUCACCGCCCUCCAGAUUCUCCAAGACCUUCAGAACGAAGGGCUCAUCAGCGCGGUCGGCCUGUGCAAUUUUGAUGCCAUACGAACAGAUGAAAUAUGUACACAAUUAGGGCCUGGUUUCAUCGUUUCAAAUCAAGUUCAGUUCUCUUUGAUUGACACUCGACCCCUGCACGGGAUGGCUGAUGUAUGUGAACGGCACAACGUGAAAUUAUUAACAUACGGCACGCUUUGCGGUGGAUUUCUAGCAGAUCAGUGGCUAAAUCAACCGGAACCAGACCUGUAUUCCGGUGUUUUGACACCAUCUCAGCGCAAGUAUCUCGAUAUGAUUUUGAAGGCCUGGGGGAAUUGGGCACUAUUCCAGUCCCUCUUGGCUGUGUUGCGUGAUAUCGGUGAUCGUUAUGGAGGGCUAAGCAUUGCAAACAUAGCCACACGAUGGGUCCUUGAUCACUCUUUUGUCGGAGCUGUAAUCAUUGGCGCCCGUUUGGGAGUUUCUGAACACACUGAUGACAACGAUCGUGUUUUUGGUUUCAGCUUGACUGACGAGGAUAAUCGUGCCAUUGAAGCAGUACAAGCUCGGUCCAAUGGUCGCCGGAUGAUCACCUUGAUAGGGGACUGUGGGGCCGAAUACCGUUGACAUGGCUGUACUAUCAUUUUUCUGUACAGCUAUUCACCUUGUGAUUGUGGUGUAUAUUUGAUGAGAAUUUAGAAAACUAGAUCUGUGUGCA